AUGGCAACUGAUCAAAAGCAUUCAUCGGAUAGUACACUUAACGUGCCAGAAGAUACCAGACAUUUGGGAGCUCGAAAAAAAUUGGAAGAUUAUUAUUCCAAAUAUGAAAAGCUUAAAAGGAGGGUCAAUUUAUUAGAAGCUGAAAUAGAAGAUUUGGACGAAUGUGUAGAUAAAGAAACCUUAGUCGACUUAAUACAAGAAAUAGUUUCAUCACUAAUUAUUAGAAAAUAUAAGAAGAGAGGUUUACUUUGUGAGCCCCUAAAUAGAUUUGACUCUAGUUUAUCCGACUCUAGUUCAUUUGAAGAUUCUGAAACGGUUAAAUGCUACUAUUCUAAAAAGAAGUUAAUAUCUUCAUUAAAUAAACAAAUAGACAGUUCUUUGGAGGACCACGUAAAUGAACUAUUGUCACAUCAUCCUAUAAAGAAAUUUAGAAGGAAAGACCAGGCACAAUUGUUAAAAUCUCACAUAAUUAAUACUAGUCUGGAGCAGAGAUCAUCAGCAUUACUUUGUUCUAAAGAAUUUUUUCUGAUUGAAAUAUCUUCUAACUAUAUAAAAAAUGAAUAG
Molecule: messenger RNA, 564 nt
Organism: Dentiscutata erythropus
Lineage: Eukaryota; Fungi; Glomeromycota; Glomeromycetes; Diversisporales; Gigasporaceae
Source: the annotation of a GenBank genome assembly